AUGGCAGCCAUCGAUAAGGAAUAAGUCGACAUGGAUAAUCCAGCAUUUGCAUAAUAAGAUCCACAUCUCAAAAUAAAUGACGAUGAAGAAAUGGGAUUGCCACCUUAAUUCAGAAAUCGUUACCCUAGAAGACCACCUCUGUUUGAUGGCUUAUUGAACAACGUUAGAGCUGUUACUAAGAAAGUAGAACACAUUAAAGGCUUUAAAUUUGAAGUUGCAGGAGGAUUGUCUAAUAAUUUUCAUCUGGCCCAUUCUUGGUUGAUACCACCCUCAAGUAAAGGCAAAGCUCCAAAUCCCAAUCCCAUGAAACAACCACCUGUUCCGAGUUAUACUUUGGCUGCUUAAUAUUUGGGAGGCUCACUUAGAACCCCUUUUGAUCAGCCUACAUAUAUCAUGACAGGAAGGUGGGAUUCAACCGGCAAAUUAGAAGCUGCUAUUAUCAAGAAGUUAAAUGAAAUGUUCAACUUCAGGUAUGUAUUAAUAUCUAUAAAAACCUAAAGAUUUAGUGCAUUUUAUUUAAAUUCAGAUCCUUUGAAUGCUUAAAUGCAUUUAGAUUGCGAUAUAACAGGCGAGGAUUACGUUCAUUCAAUUAAAAUCGGCACAGGACUCUAUAGUUUCAAUAUGAUGUAAACAAUUGGAAACCGACUUGUUUUAGGAUAUGAAAUGAUGACGUUGACUGAAAGAAAUCUCUCAUUAAUGAGCUAUGCUAUGAAGUUUGGUAUCAAUAAGAAUUAGAAUAUUUAUGCUCAAUAUGUUGGGGCUGCUGAUUAAUUAAUCCUAGCUUAUAAUCAUAGAUUAUUGGAUAAAUCAUAUUUCAUGUCAGAAUUAGAAUAUUCAAAUUAAACUGGAGAAUCAAGGGCUAUACUUGGUUAUAGACAAAAGUUUGCCACUUCAGAAGUUAUAGUGACCCUGAAUUCAAAAUAGAAAUUCAGUUCUGCAUUAACACUUUAGGGAUUUGCUUAUUAACUGAAGUUGUGUGCAAUCGCAGAUUAUAAUAAGGACAGCUAUAAAUUUGGAUACGGGAUAGCAAUGGGUUAAGUGUGAUAACUAAUAUAUAAAUCAAAAAACAUUUCAUCUUCAAUUUUU
Messenger RNA from Paramecium tetraurelia, 1086 nucleotides. RefSeq lists its product as uncharacterized. Gene Ontology annotation, cellular component: mitochondrial outer membrane; mitochondrial outer membrane translocase complex. The record is from RefSeq and is a predicted model, not a curated record. Gene Ontology annotation, biological process: protein import into mitochondrial matrix. The transcript has 5 exons. NCBI's taxonomy places the organism in Eukaryota, Ciliophora, Oligohymenophorea, Peniculida, Parameciidae. Gene Ontology annotation, molecular function: transmembrane protein transporter activity.